UGUGCAGAAAGCCUGUAAUCUGAUACUUGGACAAAAGAAGGUGGAGCCAUGGCCGGGAAGAGCGGAGGAACCCCAUAUAAACCCAGAUCAGGAACAGCUGGGCAGUUGAACGUUUGCAAACUCAGAAAGAAAAUGGACCAGAGUCCCCCUAAGAAAGAAUCUUUGGAGAAACUUUUUGAUCCAAAAGAGUUUUUGAAAACGUAUUAUUCCUUUGACUCCACAAGCAGUGAAAAAAAUGAUAUUUUGAUGUUUCUUCUGAGAAACUUCUUUAAGACCUUCAUUUUGGAUGGCGUUAAAGGCAAUACCCUGAUUCAUAUUGGCAGUGGGCCCAGCAUUUGCGAACUGCUCUCUGCCUGUGAGUCCUUCGAGGAGAUCAUUGUCACAAACCAUAUGGAUUGGAACUGCCAGGAACUGCAGAAAUGGCUAAAGAAAGAGCCGGGAGCAUUUGACUGGACUCCGCUGGUGAAAUACGUGUGUGAGCUGGAAGGGGACAGGAAAAAGUGGGCCGAGAAGGAAGAGAAAUUACGAAGAACGGUCAAGCAGGUUCUGGAAUGUGAUGUCACCAAAUUCAACCCUGUGACCUUUGCCUCUCUGCCCCCUGCUGACUGCCUGUUCUUGAACCAUUCUUUUGAAGCAAUUUGCAAAGACCUGAGUACCUACCGUGCUGCCCUGAAGAAUGUCAGCUCCCUGUUAAAGCCAGGGGGUCAUUUGCUGAUGGUGACCACAAUGAAGUGUAAUUACUAUAUGGUUGGCCAACACAAGUUUCCCUGCCUCUUUCUGGAGAAGGAGUUUCUGGAGGAAGCAGUGAAGGAGGCCGGUUAUGAUAUUUUGCAGUUUGAGGUGACUCCCAUAUGCCAUACAGCUAGUUUGGUAGAGCAUGAGGGGAUCUCUUACCUAGUUGCUUCCAAAGGGAAGGGCAAAGAAGAUUAAAGAGAAAAUACAUCAGCCCAAGGCAAGUAGAGAGGCAGAAUAGAUUAGCUGUAGAU
Mauremys reevesii (Reeves's turtle) is the source of this 986-nucleotide messenger RNA. RefSeq names its product nicotinamide N-methyltransferase-like. The transcript has 3 exons. The coding region runs from base 49 to 930 and encodes 293 amino acids. Gene Ontology annotation, molecular function: N-methyltransferase activity. Gene Ontology annotation, cellular component: cytosol. The record is from RefSeq and is a predicted model, not a curated record. Lineage: Eukaryota; Metazoa; Chordata; Testudines; Geoemydidae.